GAACCCAGCUCGUGGGUUCACGAUGGCGAAACCCAGGCUCAUGGGUUCACGAUGGCGAACCCAGGCUCGUGGAUUCGUCGUGAACCCAGGCUCGUGGGUUCGUCGUGAACCCAGCUUGUGGGUUCCUCGUGAACCCGCGAGCUGGGUUCCUCUCGAACCCGCGAGUUGGGUUCGUCGUGAACCUCUCAAGCUAGAGACAGCUAGCAAAAGCAGUAGACAUCUUCCCCAUUUAUCUGCUAAGAGCACUGACCCAGCAGUAGCUGGAAUUUAUUUUGACACAGCAGUAGCCUUCAACAUUGAUCCAGGAUGGGAAGGGAUUGCCUCAGAUUCGAGAAUUAUUAAGGAUGCAUUAAAAAGAGAAGAUAAGCUUAUCAUUCCAGAGGGAAAAUUUUACCUGGUUGAUUCUGGGUUUAUGCUUAAAAGUGGCCUUAUAACUCCUUAUAGAGGAGUUUGCUACCAUCUCAAAGAAUAUUCAAAUAAUCCUCCUCAAAAUGCUAAAGAAUUAUGUAAUCUUAGGCAUGCAGCCUUACGUAAUGCUAUUGAAAGAGCAUUUGGUGUUUUGAAAAGAAGAUUUGAGAUUUUAAGGGGCGGAACAGAAUCAUUAUAUGGAGUGAGAACUCAAAAUUUAAUUAUUUUAGCUUGCUGCAUUAUUCACAUUUUCUUAAUAGGUGUGGAUCCUGAUGAAGAGCUUAUAGUUGAGGUAGAUAUGGAAUUGAGAAAUCAAGAAAAUUUGCAACAAACUCGUACUUCAAGAGAGGAAGAAGAAGAUGCCAGCAGGGGGGAAAUGUUGAGAGAUGUUAUUGUUGUUGAUAUGUGGCACAAUUACAAAAAUUGCUAGUUUACUUUUUGGUUUUUUAGAUUUUUCUUUUUGUAAUUUUUUUUUUGUUUUUGAAUUAUUUACUUUUUAUUUUUUAAAUGUUAUAAAUAAUAAAUGUUCUUUAUUAUAAAUUUUAAUUGAAUAA
This is a messenger RNA of Rubroshorea leprosula, 962 nucleotides long. The record is from the annotation of a GenBank genome assembly. NCBI's taxonomy places the organism in Eukaryota, Viridiplantae, Streptophyta, Magnoliopsida, Malvales, Dipterocarpaceae.